Molecule: messenger RNA, 1902 nt
Organism: Boleophthalmus pectinirostris (great blue-spotted mudskipper)
Lineage: Eukaryota; Metazoa; Chordata; Actinopteri; Gobiiformes; Gobiidae
Product: citron Rho-interacting kinase-like
Exons: 14
Coding region: 1-1902 (633 amino acids)
Biological process (GO): peptidyl-threonine phosphorylation; actomyosin structure organization
Cellular component (GO): cytoskeleton; cytoplasm
Molecular function (GO): protein serine/threonine kinase activity
Source: RefSeq, a predicted model, not a curated record
AUGUGUUUCUGUGUAAACUCUGACCACUGUGACGUGAACAACAAACCCAGAACACACAAGGAGGAGAUCACCGCGCUCAGGAAUCACAGAGACGAAAUCCAGAGGAAAUUUGACGCUCUGAGAGACAGCUGCUCUGUCAUCACGGACCUGGAGGAGCAGCUGACUCAGCUGAGUCAGGAGAACGCAGAACUGAACCGUCAGAACUUCUACUUGUCCAAACAGCUGGACGAAGCUUCAGACGAGUCAGAAGAUCGACUCCAACUGAGCCAAGAGGUGGAGCGGCUGAGGAGGGAGGUGGCCGACCGCGAGAUGCACCUCAACAACCAGAAACAGAACAUCGAGACCCUGAAGACCACGUGCAGCAUGCUGGAGGAGCAGGUGGUGGAGCUGGAGAGUCUGAACGACGAGCUCCUGGAGAAGGAGCGACAGUGGGAGGCCUGGAGGUCGGCUCUGGAGGACGAGAAGAACCAAUCAGAACGAAGAACCAGAGACCUGCAGAGGGCGCUGGACACCGAGAAACAGAACAGGGUUCGUGCAGACCAGCGCAGUACCGAGUCUCGCCAGGCGGUGGAGCUCGCGGUCAAAGAGCACAAAGCCGAGAUCCUGGCUCUGCAGCAAGCGCUGAAAGAACAGAGACUGAAGGCCGAGAGUCUGUCCGACACCCUGAACGACCUGGAGAAGAAACACGCCAUGUUGGAGAUGAACGCACGAAGUCUCCAACAAAAACUGGAGACGGAGAGAGAACUGAAACAAAGACUCAUGGAGGAGCAGGGGAAACUGCAGCAGCAGAUGGAUCUCCAGAAGAGUCACAUCUUCAGACUGACUCAGGGUCUGCAGGACGCGCUGGACCAGACCGACAUGUUAAAGACCGAGAGGACCGACCUGGAGUACCAGCUGGAGAACAUCCAGGCGGUGUAUUCUCAUGAGAAGGUGAAGAUGGAGGGCACCAUCUCGCAGCAGACCAAACUCAUCGACUUCCUCCAGGCCAAGAUGGACCAACCAACCAAGAAGAAGAAGGGCAUCUUUGGGCGUAAGCGUGAGGACGUUGGCACGACGACACACGGCGCGGUUCCGUCCGUGGCUCCGCCCCCUGUGCCUCUGCAGUACGGAGACAUGAAGGCGGCGCUGGAGAGAGAGAGAACACGCUGUGGAGAACUGGAGGAAGCUCUGCAGAAGAUGAGGAUCGAACUGCGCUCGCUCAGAGAAGAAGCGGCGCUCUUUAAAUCCCAGGAGCACCUCGGCCCCUCGACUCCGGCUCAGGCCCGACACCAGAUCCUCAUGAGCGCCAUCGUCAAGAGCCCCGAGCACCAACCGAGCCCCGCCAGCCUCCUCCACCCGUCUGCCCGCGCCAAGGACACCUCCACCCCCGAAGAAAAGAGAAGAGUCACCUUUGAAAAGUCGGGGCGGCGGGUGAAGGAGCGGAUGCAUCAUAACAUCCCUCACCGCUUCACGGUGGCGUUGAACAUGAGAGCCGCCAAAUGCUCCGUCUGCCUGGACACGGUGCACUUCGGACGGCAGGCGGCCACCUGUCUGGAGUGUCGUCUUCUGUGUCACCCCAAGUGCUCGCCCUGCGCCCCCUCCACCUGCGGACUCCCCGCGGAGCUGGCGACGCACUUCAGCGAGUCUCUGUGUCGAGACAAGAACAACUCCCCCGCCCCCCCCCUCAACGAGGCCAGCGGACACGUCCGCCUGGAGGGAUGGAUGAAACAACCCAGGUCAGUGUCACACGCACCACGCCCCUGCACACUGUGUGUACAGAACCAUCACCAGGUCCCAAACACACUGUGUGGAAGGGUAAAGCUGCAGUACGGGACAUUCAGGAGGUCCCAACACACUGUGUGUACGGGUAAAGCUGUACUACGGGACAUUCAGGAGGUCCCAACACACUGUGUGUACGGGUAA